Aspergillus calidoustus is the source of this 4014-nucleotide messenger RNA. Lineage: Eukaryota; Fungi; Ascomycota; Eurotiomycetes; Eurotiales; Aspergillaceae. The record is from the annotation of a GenBank genome assembly.
AGCCCCUGAGACUCUUCUUUAUUCAGUGCUAUCGUUAGAUACAUAAAAAACAGCACAUCAACCCAAUCCCUUCCCGGGAAAGAUUACUGCCUAUUCAAAUCGAAAUCAAUAAUAACCUUCCCCCUCGCCUUCCCACUCGCCACGCGAUCAAACGCCUCCUUGAACUGCGUCACAGGCCACACACUAUCCACCGUGCCCCUAACCUUGCCCUCCUCAACAAGCUUCGUAAUCGCUUCGAGAUGCUCGCGCACAGGCCCCAUGAUAAAGAACCUCCCCUUCACAUUGCCACUAUAGCCCUCGGGAACAGCCGUCUCGGGCGGCUGGAAGAUACUAAGCAGCACGCCGUCGUCCUUGAUCGUCCACCAGGCAUCUUCCAGGGAUUUCCGCCCGAUGCAGUCGAUCACGACGUCGACCUGCCCGGCAGACUCGACCCACUUCUUGAGGGUGGUCGUCUUGUAAUCAACAACAUCGUCCGCCCCGAGAGACUUGACAAAGUCGACAUUAUCCGUCCCGCAGGUGCCAAUGACAGUCGCGCCAGCGACCUUGGCAAGCUGGACAACCCAGCUCCCAACACUCCCGCUGGCAGCGGUAACAAGCACCCGCUUCCCCUUCCAAUUUCCACUCUCGAUACUACCCAGCCCCGCCUGCACAAAAAGCGCCUGCCACGCCGUCUGUGCAGACAGCGGGAUCGCCGCCGUGGCAGCCCACGAGAGGCCCCGGGGCCGUUUGGCGAUUUCCUCGGUGACGCCGAUGGUAUACUCGCUGCCGGCGCCAUUGCGGAGAUAGUUUGCGCGCGCGUAGACCUCGUCGCCGGGUUUGAAGGGGGAGUUUUCCGGUGCGACGACCACCGUGCCGGCCAUGUCGGGGCAGGGGAUCCAGAGGUCGCGGCCGCCCUCGGGCGGGAAGUUUGCCGGCCAGAGGAGUUCGCCGGCGCAGGGGGAUACCGUGUGGAUGCGGAUGAGGUGCUCGGAGGUGUUUGGGGUGGGCUUGGGGGUUGGGACGGUGGCGAGGGUGAGGUUGGUGGAUUUGGGAUCUGGUUGGGUGAUUGCGAGCAUGGUUGCGGGGAUGUUGGUGGACAUUUUGGUGGUGGUCGUUGGUUUUGUUGCGAAGUGCCGGGUGAGAGAUGCGAUUCGGGUCGAAAGGGACAUGGAGGAUUGUCUAGACAAGCCGAGGAAUUGCUGAGGAGGAAAGUCUCUCGGAAAGCGACGAGCAGACCUCUUUUAUAUCCGAGUCUCAGUAUAUAGAUCGAUGAUGCUCUGAUCUCGAGAGCGGCAGGCACAGCCGGAUAGGCGAUAGGCUAUUGAAAGUGCCCGACCCAUGGAUUCCGGGACAAUGGGAAUUGUGGGACCACUGCCACAGUUCUGGACCAGGCUCAGGCCCAGGGCCGGUUCUAGCCUAAUGGUCUUAGCGUCGCUUAGCAUCUCCAACGCUAUCGAAUUUCGAGACCAGAGCCAAGAGGUUUUGACUCACUUUGGCUUCAGGACAGGUGGAGUUUGCGACUUUGCUACCGCCGCGAUUGGCGUCCGGGAGGAGGACUUGUAAAGCAGGACUUGAACUGUCUCAGAGCGCCAGUCUUUCAAGCGGCGUGGAGGGGUGAGAUCUGUCCUCUCGAAUCGCGCAGAAUCAUCGUGGGACCAUCGAACAAUCAUCGAAGAGGACACGCAGGACAUAUCCAUUCAAGCCAUAAAUUGACAGCAACUGCCAUCUUUUUCUUGCCGCAUGCCCAAUCGUCUCUCAGUUCUCUGCGCAGCAGACCUCGCACAAAUGCGCCGAACACGAACACGAACACACCGGUCCAACCGGAUCUCAACGCAUCCCUCCCUCCUCAGCAUCAUCUUCCUCACAUUCCUAUUCGCGUUCAGUGCACGCGCAUGUCUAGGGAAUCCCCCAGACGAGUCUUCCGAGAAGAUAAUCGGAAUCCACCUCGGGCGCACCGAGUCGCGCGUCGGGGGCGUGAAAGAUGGUCGGAUUGUUGUCUUUCCAGAGGAAGAAGGCGGGUAUGAUCCCGGUAGGAUUCCCUCUGUUGUCAGUCUUACGGAGAAAGGGUUGGUGGUGGGCGAGGAGGGGAGAAGGGCGGGCGGUCCGGAUCUGUUCAAGGCUGUGCUUGAGAUCGGCGACUACUUCCCGACCCCUGAGAAUCCAAAUCCAUCACCAAAACGAACACCACAACCUGGAAUCGAAUACGUCCUGGACAAAACCAGCCAUCCCGAAAUCCAAGUCACGCUCAACAAUGCCACACACACAAUAUCCCCACCUGACAUCUACGCCCCCCUCCUCACGUCUCUCCGCUCCAUCGCCGAAGACUCACUCGGCGCGGGCAUCACGGGCGCAGUGAUAACCCUGCCCCGCGGCGCAACAGACCGCGACCGCUCCUUCAUCGAGCGCGCAGGCGCUCUGAUCGAGCUACCCAUCAUCCGCCAGCAGAAUGAGACGACGAGCACCAUUUUAGCACUGGGACUUGACGAAGAGUCCUAUGGAACCGACCGGUACGCGCUCAUGUUCGAUCUGGACAGGGACGCCGAGGAAAUGCAUCUGCGUCUCGUGGAAAUCGACAUGGGCGUGGUCGACACGAUCGCGGCGCAUUCUGUCGCGGAGAUUGCAGGCAAUAUUGGCGAUGCAGAGUAUAUGGACGACGCGGUCGUGGAGGAUCUCUCGGCCAUCUUGAAGACGGAGGCGAUGGGGUCCGUCGGUUCUUUGGUAAAUGCCGCUCUCGCGAGAAGUGGGCAGAGGGCGAUCGAUGAGCUCCUGCGAAAAGCAAACUUCACCCGUAACGAAAUCACAGAUCUCAUCUUCACGGGCGACGCCGCGUUCUAUCCGGAAAUACAAGACAGCAUCGAAGCCUACCUCACCCGGGCCCACGUCCAGUCCGCGGCUGGAGACGGAACCAGCACCGGCGCGAGGAACGAAAUCAACGUAGCGAAUGGCAUGACGCUCUCCGCCGCCCCAAUAUGGGGCGCAGCAUUGACAGCGUACAGGAUGAUGGUUGAAGACUGGGUACCCUGCUGCUGCAGCACGCGACGGCCGCCGAUUGGGGUUUCCGUUGUUGGUGGUGGUGAUUUUGUGGAGGUUAUUCCAGCUUGUCAGGAUGUUCCGAUACUGCUGUCGAAGGUCGUCGAGGGGAAAUGUGACGACAGUGGGCAGAUGAGGAUCCAGGUGGUCAUGCGCGAUGUCCCGAGUGUCGACUAUCAUGCGCAGUUUGAGCUGGGCGAUGCGUAUGUGGCCAAUGAAACGAUAACCGACAUCCUCGUCACGGAAUUCGAACUCCCGACAGCCUGCGAACCGGAUACGCCUGUCGCAAUCGAAAUUGAAAUGCUGCUCAGUCGCCAAAUGGAACUGCGCGUGAAAGCGACAGACCGGGAAAGUAACGAACCAAGACUACUUACGGUCCCCUAUCUGAAUUCCGAGUGUGGUGCAAAGGACCGCGAUGCGCCGAGGCAGUAUUCGCUUGAGAUUGAUUCUGCGGCUGGGAGCUCUCUCGAGGCCGAGUACCAGAGGGAGCUCAGACGGCUUGUCGGGGGUUCGAGCGGGCAGAAGACGGUUCUUGCGAGACGGGCUGAGUAGACACUGCGGUAUUGAGAGUAUGCUUGAGCGGAGAUGCUAACAAUACACAAACAAGUCACCGACUCUUACUCCCCUCACCACUAUCUCCCUCCCCAACCGCCUUUUCUGCAGCGCCAACGUCAAAGCCCUCAUGCAUAAACUCGCCCACAUCAACCUCAACAUCAAUCCCCAACCCCUCAAACCCGCCCAACCCAUUCCCACUGUCGUUCCCAUUAUUCCCGUCCCCAUUCGACCCUUCAGCCGCACCCCCAAGAAUAUCCCUCGCAACCACAACAACCUCGCGAUACGUCCGCCGUCCCAGCGGCCAAAUGUCACUAAUCCUCUUGAGCACCGCAACAACAAGUCUAAUACGUUCCCUCUCAAUACUCAGUCUCGGCCCCGCAUACACCCACUUGUACGCGCUCAAAUGCGCAAUCGCCGUGUUCGCAAUCAUACAGAUGAUAAACGGGCUAU